This is a messenger RNA of Periconia digitata, 2061 nucleotides long. NCBI's taxonomy places the organism in Eukaryota, Fungi, Ascomycota, Dothideomycetes, Pleosporales, Periconiaceae. The record is from the annotation of a GenBank genome assembly.
AUCUCUGGCGCUUCCGGUUCAUACGCGAUGAGCAAUAUACCUUUGCGCGGCGUUAAUGGAGUGUCAUACCCGGUUAGGCUCACGACGUUCUUGAGCAGACUAAUGUACGAUCAAACGCAGGAGAAUUGCACCAAUUGGUUGCAAUGGGAGCGAAUUUAUCUUCAAACAGUAGUCAUCGCUUCGAGGCUGCCUGUGAUAUGCUUUUCUUUAAUGUUAAUGUCUCUUUUGCAACCCGCCACGGCCGUCUUCACCCCACAGCAUUCCGUAGGCGCACAAGUGCUGAAAAGCGGUGCGCCCAAUGCCUCCACGCCUCUUCUAGAAUGUCUGCAAGUGUCACCACCCGUAUUGAGUCCGGAUGCUUGCCAACAGACUCUGAUGGUCCACACAUUUGGUCUGUCCUACGGAAUGCCUUUUGUCGCCGAUUAUGCCCCGCCUGCGUGCGAUUUCAACCGCGUCACCAUCAACUUCACCGUUACGUCUGCCGGCAGACAAUUUGAUCGUCUGGGCCACGCUUGGUUCAAUGACACCGAGAUCUUUCGGACCUCUACGGCAGAGCCCACGCAGAACGGCAUCAUAUGGACCUAUACGAAAGACAUGAGCAGCUAUCUGUCUCUGUUCAAAGAGCCACAGAAACUCAUCUUUGAUUUGGGAAAUCUUAUCGACGAUACCUACACCGGCAGCUGGUAUACCACAUUGACUGCCAAUUAUUUUACCGGAGACGAUGUCGGUCCCGCCAACAUCAUCCUCCCAGUAUCCGCCCAAAAGUCUAGCUCGGACCAGCCCUCGCAAUUUGUUGUACCCGAAGUUCCAGCAGUAGCGGCCUUGACGCUGCCGCAGAACAUCAAAAAAGCUGUUUUCACGAUUUCUGCCAGUGGUCAAGCUGCAGAAGAAUUUUGGUGGGCCAACGUCCUCUCCACGGAUACGAAUGUGUUCGGCAAUGGCACCACACUCUACGGAUACUCGCCGUUCAGAGAAGUACAGCUCUACAUCGACGACAGCUUGGCCGGUGUAGUUUGGCCCUUUCCUGUCAUUUUUACUGGGGGUAUCGUCCCGGGGUUUUGGCGGCCUAUUGUUGGCAUCGAUGCUUUUGACUUGCUCGAGGAUGAGAUCGAUAUUACGCCCUUUCUUCCUGUACUUUGUGACGGGACUGAGCACAGUUUCGAGAUCAGAGUUGCUGGCAUUGAUAAUGCAGUGAACGGUUCUGCGAGACUUUCCAGUACUGUGGGCUCAAAUUGGGUCGUUAGCGGCAAAAUAUUCAUCUGGUCAGAUGUUGUUGGGAGUAUCACAAAAGGCACGACUCCAGUAAUAUCGGCUCCAGACCCCAAUUUGGAUGCUCUUUCGCACGUGGACCGCGCUGAGAAUGGAACGGUGAAAGCCUUGGAUUAUUCUGUGACAGCCACAAGAACUUUCUCUCUCAGCUCGAACGUCGAGACAUCCGAAGGCUCCAAAUUGGUUACGUGGUCACAAGACCUCCAAUUUUGGCUCAAUGGCCAGCUCACCAAUGGCGGGAACGACCAAAGUACUUCGCAAUCUACCAUCGGAAAUGCUACCUCAUCGCACGGUUACUCCAGGUCAUACGACUAUCCUCUUUGGGUCAUUUCUUCGUACAAUGUCCUCCCUGAUACCAACUUCACUAUUGAUGCAAAAAUGGGCCGGGGGAAGUAUGUACAACAAUUGGGUUCUCUCGCUUUUCCUACAGAAGUCCAAACGUUCGACUUUGCCUCCCACCGUGCACCCCUCGCGUUCAUCGGUAGUCAAAGCAACAAUUGGCAGAAUGGAACAGCGCACUAUCUGGGUGCCCCAGCCCUCAAAAAGUCGUUUGGGUCCGGAUCAACUGAGCAACUGCUCUCACUAGAUGGUGUUGUUGAUCUGAAUGCUAGUGGCAUAGACCUUUAUCGGCGUCACAUUGUAGCGGCCAAUGAUUCCAUCACGUAUGACCAAGAAUUUAUUGACGAUAGCUCGCAAGUCACCCAAGCAACGAUCACACAAGCAUCACAAGAAGAGACGAGACUGUUCGCGGAAUCGAGUAUCAAAGGAAUGUUGGGCAGGGGCCCAUUUUGA